This is a messenger RNA of Dermacentor albipictus, 2437 nucleotides long. RefSeq names its product SWI/SNF-related matrix-associated actin-dependent regulator of chromatin subfamily A-like protein 1 (gene Marcal1). The record is from RefSeq and is a predicted model, not a curated record. Gene Ontology annotation, biological process: replication fork processing; DNA repair. Lineage: Eukaryota; Metazoa; Arthropoda; Arachnida; Ixodida; Ixodidae. Gene Ontology annotation, molecular function: ATP binding; ATP-dependent chromatin remodeler activity.
UUCUGAAGGCCAAACCACAGACAUGGGCCACAGACAUGCCAUAGAGAAAGCCAAACUGUGGCUGCUUCGGCUAGCCUGUAGACUGUAUCCUGUGCCUGAACUACCUGUGCGAAAGUGUUACGAUUUGUUUGAACCUUAACAGCUUGAACCUCUUGAACGUUUUUUUGCUACGCCUCGUCAUGAAAGUUGAAUCACGUUAAGUCGUGGCAUAUUAUCAUGGCAAUAUGUCGUCUUCGUUAUGGGCAUUACAUUAUGCCUUAAAUGUACCACGUUUCUGCGACAGUGGUCUGAGGUGAGCGGUGCAAGACAGACUGAAGCAAGAAUGAGUGGGAUUUUAACAGAUGCGCAGAAAAAGUUGAUCGAAGAAAACCGACAGAGAGCACUUGCCCGCCGAGCAGAGAGACAGAAAGCUGCGUCAGCGUGUGUCACACCAAAUCAUACCUCGCCGUGUCCUCCAAAAUGUUCCGCACUACUGGAAGUAAAGAAAUGCGUUCAGAAUGCGCCGCUCUCUUUCUACGGACCAACCAGCUCUAAUGCGGCAGGCUUACUCGAAAAAAGCAUUCCGUUGCAACGGAGCCAGAAUGCGAGACCUGGUCAAGACGUGUCGCGUAGUGCAGUUCAAGCAGCGUUCGGCGCACCAUCGACAAAGCCGGUGACGGGUGCGUGUGUCAUGAUGUCAGGCGAUCGGUUUCGAGUGGAAGCGCCGUACCACCAACAAAUGAUUGAAAUAUUUCGCACCAUGCCUUCGAGAAUGUACGAUGCCGAGAAGAAACGUUGGAGCUUUCAUCUCACUUGCCACAAUGCUUUAAUGGAGAAACUUAAGUGCUUGAGGCCCGCUGUUCUGGUUGCCGAGAUUCCUAGACACAUCAUAAGGGCAUUCUCAGGAACUCCUGAGAAUUAUGAGGUCAGUCUGACCGGCCUUGACUGCAAGCUCGAACAAGCGCUUCUACCGUUUCAGAAAGAAGGUGUCUGCACCGCUGUGCGUCGCAAAGGCCGCAUCUUGAUCGCCGACGACAUGGGGCUUGGCAAAACUAUCCAGGGCAUUGCGAUAGCUGCCUACUACAGAGAGGAAUGGCCGGUGCUUGUGGUUACGCCAUCCUCUGUGCGGUUUACUUGGAAGGAGGCUUUUCUACGUUGGAUGCCAUCGCUGAGCCAAGAUCAAGUAACAGUGUUGGUAACUGGUAGUGAUGAUGUUUCACCGCUUCACCAAGUAAUCAUCACCAGCUAUGACCUCCUGACGAAGAAGACUGAAGACCUCUGUGACAAGUUUAAGGUUGUCAUUCUGGAUGAGAGCCACUUCAUCAAGAAUUCAAAGACUGCACGGACAAAAGCCUGCCAGAAGGCCAUUUCCAAAGCCACCAGAGUAGUUCUUCUCACAGGCACACCAGCGCUGUCAAGGCCAAUCGAACUGUACACACAGAUAUGUGCUGUGCAGCCAAAAAGUUUGCCUGGCAUGCAGGAAUUUGGCAUCCGAUAUUGUAAUGGCCAGAAAAACCAGUGGGGCUGGGACUUCUCUGGCUCAUCCAACAUGCAUGAGCUGCAGCUCUUCCUUGAAAAAACAGUGAUGAUACGUAGGCUUAAGGCUGAUGUUCUGUCACAGUUGCCAGCCAAGCAAAGGCAAGUUGUGUUGCUUGACCCCUCGCAUGUGAAGACAACAGAUAAAGUGUUGCAGCACAUGGCUCGUGAAAUGCACAACACUAAACUCAAGGUCAUGGAAAAAAGAGGCGUUCUGCUGACCUAUUUUCGCGAAACUGGCAUUCAUAAGAUCAAGGCAGUAUGCAAGUACAUUGAGGAUUUGGUGGAAGGUGAUCAGAAGUUCCUCUGUUUUGCACACCACCAGGUAGUCUUAGACAGCAUCUGUGACCUGCUAACCAAGAAGAACUGCAGUCAUAUACGCAUUGAUGGCAAGACAUCAUCUGAGUUGCGCAAGCAACUAUGUGACAAGUUCCAGUACAACGACAUGUGCAAAGUUGCUGUGUUGAGCAUCACUGCUGCAAAUGCUGGCAUAACACUGAGCUCUGCAAGCUUGGUCAUCUUUGCAGAACUGUUUUGGAAUCCAGGCAUACUCACUCAGGCAGAGGACAGGGUGCAUCGAAUAGGACAGCAGAACUGUGUUGUUAUUCAGUACCUUGUGGCAAAGGGAACUGCUGAUGACUAUAUCUGGCCACUUGUGUGCAACAAGCUAGACACUCUGGGAAAAGCAGGACUGAGCAAGGACAGCUUUUAUGAUGUAGAUUUAAAGAUAUCUGCUGAUCAAAAGCAACCAACCUUGGAAGAUUUUUUUAGUGAGGACGAGUUGUGGACUGAUAUUAUUGAUGAAGACGGUAGUGGUGAUUGCACGCAUGCAAAAAGAACAAAGCUUCAGUAGUAUACCAAUUGUUUUAUAUGUACUUUUUCUUGCGCCUUAAUAAAUGAACAAUCAUGUUGUCUAAUAUCA